UCGUCCUGUUAUUCCUCUCUCUCUCUCCCACGCCACCAGAAACCCUCAUGGCCCUUAUUCAAUGAUCUUUGUCUAGGGUUCGAUCUUGGUAAUUUUCUUCCUUUCUCGAUUGAGGGGGAGUCGUUUCACAGCUCGUUGGCAAUGGCGGAAUUGGACUCCAACCUCCUGGAGGAGCUUGUCCGCGGCCACCUCGACGGAUGUAUGACCGCCGCUGCCCUCGCUUCUUCUUCCUCCUCCUUCUGCGUCGGCGACGACGACCAGCUAGUCCGGCGGCGUCGCCGCUCCGUCCUCGACGGCGACGAGCUCGCCGAGUCCUCCGCGGCGGCGCGCCGGCACUCCCGCAUCCUCAGCCGCUGGGCCGCCCGCCAGGCCGAGGAGAUGAUCACCACCAUCGAGCAGCGGAACCGGGAGACCGAGUUGAUGGCGCUCGCCGGCCUCCACACCGUCUCCAUGCUCGACUCGUCCUUCCUCCGGGAGCCAGGGCGGUCCCCCUCCUCGUCUCCGGUGGAGCGUCCCGCGGCAGCCCGCGCGUCGUCCAUCCUCCAGAUGUGGCGCGAACUGGAGCACGUUACGGCUUCUGCAAGGGGGCGGAGGGAUGCCGCGACGGACUCUGUGGACGGCGAUCGGAGCCGCGGCGACGUCCGGCAGCUAGGCGGCAGCUCGGCGGCCGCGAGCGAGAGCGAGUAUAACGGUUACGACCGGUGGACUCAUGGGGGCAUGGAUUUAUCGCGACGGCCGGGUGAGGAGGAGGACGAUCAGAGGUCGAGCAGGGAGCAAUCACCUGACCUCGGGGAUGGCGAGAGGGAGAGAGUGAGGCAGAUCGUUCGUGGAUGGAUGACAGAGAGCGGGAUGUCGGACACCGAAUCAAGAAUCUCUCCGAGAAACGACACCCAGAGGGCUGAGUGGCUUGGGGAGAUUGAAAGGGAGAGGGUGAGGUUGGUGAGGGAGUGGGUGCAGAUGGCCAGCCAGCAGCAGAGAGAUGCUCGGACUAGCAGGAGAGAGAGCGAGAGGGAGAGGAAUCAUGAUGGAUCAGUCACGGAUCAUGAGGACGGCCAGCCAGAGCAUGUCCAAAGAGAGUUGCUGAGGCUGCGAGGGCGGCAGGCCCGACUUGAGCUGAUCGUGAGGAUGAUGGCAGAGAGGCAGAGGGAGCUUCAGAGCUUGUCGGAGCAUCAUGCAGUUUCCGAAUUUGCUCAUCGUAGUCGUAUUCAAUCACUACUCAGAGGUAGAUUCUUAAGAAAUGAAAGGCCAAGUGAGGAUGAUGAAGAGAGACAGCCUUCAGUAGCAGCAAGAGAAAUAGGUCAGCUCAGACAACGUCAUCGUGUAUCUGGUCUAAGAGAGGGUUUUCGCUUCAGAUUAGAGAACAUUGUUCGUGUUCAAGCAAACAGCCAUAAUGAUGCUUUGGCAAGUCAGAACUUUGCUACUGCUAGAACUGAUCAUUCUCAAGAAGGCACUACCCUGGAGCUACCUAAUGAUAAUCAGCACCAGAACCAAUCUAGAACUGAGGACAUUAAUUCGCAUCAACUGAUCCAAACACAUGCAACAACCGAAUUGGAGACUAGCCGUACCGGUAAUACUAUCAACAUGGAGGAAUCUGGUACUCAGUUGGCUGGUUUACACGAAGAAGCAGCACAGGAGACGAGAGAUUCUGAAGCAAGUACUGAGGUUGGUUUCAGUGAGUGGCAUGCAGAUGCUGGAGAUGAAUUUGAUGGAAACAGGCAGGAAAAUGUAGUCCAAGACUGGUCACAUGACACAUCAGAGAACAGAGAUGAAGAGGACAGCCAUCUUCCAGAAGUGCACGAGGAAUGGCAUGAAGAUGAAUCUCAUGAUACUGAAGAGACCUGGCAUGAUGAACAGUCUGAUGAUUUAAGAGAUCCAAGAUCAAGUCCAACUAGAAGAGUUAGUAGAUUUAUUCCACCUGAUGAUGAAAAUGUGUAUAGCAUGGAACUCAGGGAACUCCUAAGCAGGAGAAGUGUUUCUAAUCUUCUUCAUAGUGGUUUUCGUGAAAGCCUAGACCAAUUGAUACAGUCCUACAUUGAACGGCAAGGCAGAGCUCCUGUUGAUUGGGAUCUGCAAAGAAGCUUGCCUUCUCCGAAUUCACCAGAAGAUGAGGACAACCAAGAUGAUGAUCUAAAUCAGGAAAUUCAGGAUGUUGUAGACAGACCUCAAAGUGUGUUUCCACCUCCACCACUGCCGCCCCGACAACCUAUAUGGCGCACAGGCCUACAUCACAACAAUUGGUCCAGACAAAACAUGCAUCGAUCGGAAAUUGAGUGGGAUGCUAUUAGUGAUUUAAGGGCUGACAUGGCUAGACUACAACAAGGGAUGAGCAAUAUGCAGAGAAUGUUGGAGGCUUGCAUGGACAUGCAACUAGAGUUGCAGCGUUCUGUUAGACAGGAAGUUUCUGCCGCUUUGAAUCGUGCUGUUGGAAGACAAGGUGUGUGUGAGGAGUCAUCCGAUGAUGGAUCCAAAUGGAGUCAAGUUAGGAAGGGCACCUGCUGUAUCUGCUGUGAUAGUCAGAUAGAUUCCCUUCUGUACAGAUGUGGGCACAUGUGCACUUGUUGGAAAUGUGCUAAUGAAUUAAUCCGAAGUGGUGGCAAGUGUCCGUUGUGUCGUGCGCCCAUCGUUGAGGUGGUCCGUGCCUAUUCGAUACUGUAAUGUGAAGGAAACUCAUCAUGAGAGAAGAAGAAUAGGAAUAUGAGUUGCUGACAGCCGAGUAUUGCGAGUGUCGACUGACCGAGGAGUCGAGCAACCUGAAGCUGUACAUUAUUAUUUUUGUGCCUCUGUUGUUCUUGUGGUUUUUGGAGCAGGCAAAAUGUUUCAAGUGGAAUGGCGAAAUGGCACCUUUUGUAAUGUUCAAUGUUACAUUGGUAUGAUUCUUCGUGUAAUCUACAUUUAGCAAGCUUUCCAUGCAAAUGUUCUGCAUGGAAAGGUCUGCUUGUGAAUAGAUGAAUAAAUGUGGCACGACAAAUGGUGAUGGUUAA
Molecule: messenger RNA, 2981 nt
Organism: Musa acuminata AAA Group (dessert banana)
Lineage: Eukaryota; Viridiplantae; Streptophyta; Magnoliopsida; Zingiberales; Musaceae
Exons: 7
Coding region: 142-2655 (837 amino acids)
Source: RefSeq, a predicted model, not a curated record